AUGACGGCAGCAUCGUCACCAUCGACCAAGAAGUCUAUCCGACCCCACCGAAAAUCACGGGGUGGUUGCGGUCUUUGCAAACGGAGGAAGGUCAAGUGCAACGAGGAGAAGCCAUGCAGCAACUGUGUAAGCUUUAGUCUCCCGUGCGAUCUUGCUCCGGGUGGGACGCGCGUCGAGUACAGCAAGGCUCCAGGAUCUCGACCCCCUCGAGGCCGGCCUCGGAAAGUUUGGAGCGGUGAGUCUGCGUCUCUUCCGGCUGCCCAUGGCCACAAACCGGCACCAACCACCUGCCGGAGUGAAACGGAUUCCUCGGGGACACCAUCACAGUCCCCCAGUUCCACGGCAACACCCAGCUCUCCGGCCUUCGAUGCCGACCGGACGCGUAUUAACCUUGACAAUGCGGAGCUCCUCCUCCACUUCGUCACCACGACAGCAGAGACCUUCGCCGGCGGCGAGGACACGGGGAUGCACCGGUUCUGGGCACGCAACACGCCGCAGAUGGGCUUGAGCCAUCCGUUCGUCCUCCACCUCAUCCUCGCCUCGGCCGCGUUUCAUCUGGCCUACGUAGCAACCAAGAAGAAUAAAGGAACGGAGAGCGGUGAUGACAAUGGCCGUCACCAAACCCCCAGCGCUUACCUCUCUCUCGCCCGGCAGCACCUCACAGCCGGCGUUUCAGGUUUCUCAGCCCAGCUCUCCCGGCCCGGGCCCGACAAUUGCGGCGCCCUAUACCUCGGCGCGGUGCUGACGAGCUAUUGCACUUUCGCGGCUGGGUCAACUAGCCGGGACGACCUGCUCGUGUGCACGGCAAGCGACAUGGCCACUCCAAGUACAACCACUGCUUCUGCUUCUCCCGGCUCGUGGAUGCCCUUCGUCUCCGGAGUGCGCCUCAUGCACGAGUCCUUCAGGUCCGAGGUGCUGUUCGCAGGCCUGAUGGCGCCCUUCAGGACCGGCUCACUGUCGGGGCAGCAGCUUGAACAACCCGUCUACGCGAGGGACGGGUUUCCGAGACUGGACUGGGAGGGCGCAUUGGACGGGCUUAGGGGCUUCAUCGCAGCUGCCAACCCAGAUGGGGAAUCUCCCAGGACGGCAACGGCAUCACUCUGCCUCGCAGCGCUUGACGCCUUAAUUGCGAUCUACAGCGCCAUCUACGGACGCCGUCUAGGCCCGGGCAACGACAUUACACACGCCGGCCCCUCCGAGGACCAGUUCGUUUUUGGCUGGCUCUACCGAGCCCAGCCCGAGUUCGUGGCGUGCGUCAGGAAGCGCGAGCUGCAUGCUCUGCUGGUUCUGGCGCACUACGCCGUGCUCCUCAACACAGAUACGAUCCCGGGGGGAUGGUAUAUCGAGGGCUGGAGGGAACACAUCGUGGCGAGGGUGGGCGAGUUGGUUAAGAAUGAUGGAGAGUGCAGCAAGUGGAUAGGUUGGCCGGUGGCACAAGCAGUGCCGAAUGGAGAGAGCGGAAGCGGAAGCGGAAGAAGAAAAGAGGGAGAGCUUGUGCCGGUUACCCAAGAUAUAUUGCCUCCAACCAACCAAACCCCUUGA
Molecule: messenger RNA, 1542 nt
Organism: Chaetomium globosum CBS 148.51
Lineage: Eukaryota; Fungi; Ascomycota; Sordariomycetes; Sordariales; Chaetomiaceae
Exons: 2
Coding region: 1-1542 (513 amino acids)
Biological process (GO): regulation of transcription by RNA polymerase II
Molecular function (GO): zinc ion binding; DNA-binding transcription factor activity, RNA polymerase II-specific
Source: RefSeq, a predicted model, not a curated record